GGCUUCUAUCUCUGACUCAGAAGCAACUAGAAAGAAGCUCAGGUUCAUUCAGUAAUUCACGCGUUAUAUCACUGUGUGUCAACUACUUAGCUUUUCACUUUUACUACUUGCCGAUUAAAAUAGCGCACUAAACACGUUUAAUCCGGCUUCCCAAAAUAUGACGUUGUGUCUCCCGUGUGUGGCGCACGAAGGGACAUCCUCCGUAGGGCAGCGGACCAAGAGGCUCUCCUGACUUGAGCAUCAUGUGGUGGGCUUGGCCAUUCCUGCCUGCUCUGAUGCUUCUGUCGGAACUUUCGGUGGUGGCGGUCCAGGCGGCACCAUGCCAGACCUGCCAGAAACUUGCUGAGAGUUUAAUAAAGGGCUUGGAGAGAACGGCCAACAAAAACUUUGGGGGAGGCAACACUGCCUGGGAGGAAGAGAAACUGGCAAAGUAUGCUCGCAGUGAGACUCGCCUCCUGGAGAUAGUGGAGAGUGCAUGUGAGAAAACAGACUUUGAAUGCAACCAACUACUGGAGCAGAUAGAGGACCAGGUGGAGACAUGGUGGUUCCACAGACAGCAAGAAGCUCCUGACCUAUGGGAGUGGCUAUGCAUAGAGGAGCUGAGACUCUGCUGUCCACCUGGACACUUUGGACCUGACUGCAAAGAGUGUCCAUCAGGCCCUGGUGGUGUGUGUGGAGGUUUGGGCCGCUGUGAAGGCGAGGGGACUCGAAUGGGAGAUGGAGAAUGUGUCUGCGAUCCUGGAUAUUCGGGUCCCUUGUGCCAGAACUGUGCUGAUGGGUACUACAGAGAGAAAAUGGUUAAUAGCAGCACUGGAGCCUGUGCAGCUUGCUUCUACUCAUGUAAGAAAUGCUCAGCGCCACAGGACUACAAAUGUCUUGACUGCAAACCCGGCUGGAUGCUUCACGACAACAAAUGCGUGGACAUUGACGAGUGUGGUACCGAGCUGUCUCGUUGUCCUUCUAACACAUACUGUCACAAUACGGACGGAUCCCAUGAGUGCAGAGGAUGUGACCAGGCAUGUGUGGGCUGUAUGGGCAGUGGUCCUGCCCGCUGUAAGAAAUGUGCACGUGGCUACAAAUUGAAAGGAGCCAAGUGUCUCGACGUAGAUGAAUGUAGUGAACGUGCAAUAGCGUGCCCAGGACUCAAUGAGGCGUGCAUCAACGAGGUAGGCUCCUUCCACUGUGACUGUGCUGAUGGCUUCAUCAGAAGAGACAGCAUUUGUGUUGAAAAUAAGCCUCCAGUUGAUCCAGAGAUAGGGCUUUUUGACGACAUGACAGACGACGAGGUUCUUGUUCUGCAACAGAUGUUCUUUGGUGUCGUGAUCUGUGCCCUGGCGACGCUUGCUGCAAAGGGCGACAUGGUUUUUACUGCUAUUUUUAUUGGCGGCGUGGCCGCGAUGGCAGGUUACUGGCUGACAGAGAAGGGGGACUACAUGUUGGAUGGAUUCCUGAAGGGUCGGUAGGAUGUUGGAGGAUUUGCUGCAUGUAAGUGUGAACUAAUGACAGCUCAGCUGGGGCUGGGUAAUUUUGUAGCCUUAGUGGGAUUCAAAUGGGUUGAGAAGUCAUUGGAAGGGUCUUUGGUAUGUUUGUGUUCAUCGAUGGAGAACAUCUCAACCUGAAGACUACGGCACUGAGAAGUGUGAAGAGGAAUGAAACCACACUGCACUGAUUUUUAAUGGAACUGAAUUCCGUACCUCAUUUGUUAGGGAAAAUGGUUUUGCAAAGACCUCAACUGAUUGUUCAAGUCAUUUACGAUAUUAACUAAUCUUCAACAUGUCACCAUGUUCAUUGUUUUUCAUAUAUCUCAAUGCUGUGAAGUACGGAAUACCAAUUAAGUUCAUCACAACUCUG
Nerophis lumbriciformis (worm pipefish) is the source of this 1851-nucleotide messenger RNA. It is a transcript of the gene creld1b, whose product is annotated as cysteine-rich with EGF-like domains 1b. The record is from RefSeq and is a predicted model, not a curated record. Gene Ontology annotation, molecular function: calcium ion binding. NCBI's taxonomy places the organism in Eukaryota, Metazoa, Chordata, Actinopteri, Syngnathiformes, Syngnathidae.